CACACACACACACACACACAAACACAUUCUUCACUUCUUCACUGGUGUACAAUGCAGUGUUUUAUCCAUUCAGUUUGUGACUUUUUACCUCCUGACUCUAAACCACACAAAAGCAAAUCUCAAGCUUCCUUUUCAUGGAGCCAGUCUGUGUGACGCUAUUGUGUUCAAGUGAGCAAGACAAGAUAAAGAGAGCUGGUGGAACAGCUCACACAAGGUUGGAUCAGGGAGUAGACAGGGCUGACUAAGGGUUCAUUAACUGUUCAUCUGAGCCCUGAGGGCUUGUUCUUGAAGCCGCAUGUGCAAUUAUACUAGGGUCAAGAUAGUUAUGUGUCUUCAGAGAAGUUGUAGUGAUGACAGCAGGAUUAAUACUGUAAGUGUUUUUAAUAUCUUACUGAAGACAACCUGUUCUGCUGUAAGGCAUUUCUGUGCUUUCUUUGUUUCUUUCUGUCUUUGUUUUCUUUUUUAUUAUUAUGUCUUAAAAAUUAUUGUUGGAAAUAGUGCUUCUUGUUAUAUUCUUACAGUUGUACAGACCAAAACAAAAAUGAAUUAAUCAAUAAUGAAUCUGGAAAAUCUGCUGUAUUUCUCCAAAGUUCUGCAAACCUGUUGCUGGAUUUCUAAAAAUAGGACAAUCGUUCACCUUCAGAGGUUGCAAGGCCUUGUGUUUGCCAACAUUCCUCUGAAGAAGGGUUUAGACCUGUUGUUAGUGUCAGUCUUAUAGUAGGAACCUGCUAAUAUAACAUAGUUGUAUAACAUGCCAGUAUUUUAUAACCAUGACUUUCCUGUGGGUGGCCAUCCUGUUGAUUUUUAUUAGUGGUUUAGAAAGGAUUUGUUCACCUUAAGAAAGAAAUACAUAAAUAAAUUAUAUGUAUCAUGUUCAAUUGCAAUUCAGUUUCAUGUUAUGUUUUGCACUGUACGGCUCCACAGGCCAUAGAUCAGCUUAAAGCAUAGCAUUUUUAAAUGGCUGCAAUCGUCUGCAAGAUAUGUGAAUAGCUACACACACACACACACACACACAGUCAAAGAAACCAGUUUUUCUGCACACGGGGCCCAGGUGGGAAGAAAGGAAAGGAUAACCGAAACUGGAGUGAGAGUCCGUUGUCCUCUAUUAUAACUGGCCUCACCCUCUGCAAAGGUGUUGCAUUCCGCUGCAGAGCUCAGAGGUAAGGUGUACAGUGGACUCUGGAUCCCAAAGCGAAACUCACAGCCAGUGACUCAGUGGCUUGGAACCCUCAUCUCCUGUUAGCGUGCAAUGCAAACACCUACGUGUUUCUUUUUAUGUCGUCCAACUUCACACAGAAGGGGUUUGAAGCAUUUUGGACAGCACCAACAACGCCUUUAAAAAUCUGUCACCAUCAAAACUUGUAAUUGAUGAUGUUCCUGUGCACAUUAGAAUGGUUUAGCAUUAGUCAUACAACUUGUCUCACUAAAACUGAGUAAAGACAUUGUGUGUUUGCUACAAUCUGGGAGGCCUCUGUCUCUUUCCUCUGCAUGCCUGACUGGACAGUCUGACUCCCAGAUAGAUAUCAUUGGGCUGUCUGAGAUUAGCACUCAUGAGGGUGCAGUUAAACUUGUAAAAGCUCUGGACUCCUGUCCCGGUUCCUCUGUCAUACAUAACGCCCACACAGCAGUUGCGAGUGUGGCACAAUACUGAUAGCCUGUCUACAUUGUCACCAUGCCUCUCAAAUGUGCCUAAGCCUUAGAGCUUAUUGUAGAAGCAGCACAGAUCCUGGCCCAGAAGUGAACUGUGGAGCCUGCUGGAGUUGUUGCCAGGCAGUUUCCAGCAGAGUGUAACAAACAUGUAAUGGAGCUGCUCUGUGUUCAACGGCUCAGCAGUUUUGGAAGGAGACAGCUGAUAACCAAUCAUUUAGGCUGCAGCACUCGGCCUGCCUUCUGCUUAUCAGUAACUAAAUAACAUCUCUGUAAUUUAUGAACACAAUGCACCUUACUUUGUUUGUAUUGUCUUUUAUUGCACUAUGAAUUUAAUAUAUGCAAAGAGUUACAGAAGUUUUUUUAAAUCUCAUAUAUAAUGCAUAAUCAUAGCUAAUUUAUAAGAUCAAAAUUUUCUUCACUUUGACUUACUGUAAAAGAUUACUCACAUUUAAUAAUUUUUGUUUGCUGGACCGUUCUUGGUAGGUGUAGAAAUGCAUUUUGACAUUCAGCCAAAGCUAACUUGAGGCCUCUGCAGUCUGAGUUGACAAAAUCAAGCAAGCAACUUAUUCUUUGUAGUUCAAGCUUUGACUAAAGUUCAGAUUUUAUACAAUAGCAUAGCACCGUAUAGCUCUGUAUGUGCACUGGCAUAGGCAUAGUCUAGCAUAGUAUAGCAUAGCAUACUAUAGUAUAGUGAGGUGCUCUGUGGUAUAGGAUUGUACUUUGCACAGAACAAGGACUGCAGAGUUUGUCUCCCAUCUUCUACCUGAAAAUCCUCUGAGAAACAAAUCUUUUCAAGGCCACAACAGACAUAAUACAUUAAAGAAAUUAUGGAUUAUAGUGACUAAAAACUGCUUUAAUGUACCCAUGGGUAUGAUUUUAAGACAGACUAUUUAAAUGUAUUUAUUUUGGUUAAUCAGUUGUUCUACGGUUUAUUAUCUAUAAUUCUGACAGAACAUUUGAGAGUUGAAAAUGCGGCCCAAAAAGGAAUUUAAAAAUGUCUAGGUAAUUGUGAUGAGCUUCUGUCACCAUUUUCAGUCAUUUUACCAAAGAAAAAAGUCUAAUUAACUGACAAUACAAGUAACUAUUAGAUGCAGUAAUACUAGUAACGAGGUAAUAACCUGUUUCAUGUGUGCAGGGUUUGGACAACUGUAAUGCACUGCAGUGGAAGACAAAUGACUGCAUCAGUGGCACUAUUUGUUAUGAGACUUUGCAUGCAUUUGUUAUAUAUAGAGUUUACUGUAUAAUGAAUGAUAUUACACCCACUAUCACCUGGAGACACCAUAGAGAUGCAUGUACCAAAUUGGAUGGGUAUUGUCCCACUGUUCAGUACACGCAUGCACAUAGAGUCCUGUAGGCUGUUGAUUUAAACCAGUGUAUAGUAAGUCAUUAGUGUAUUUGUUCAGGCAGCAGAUCUAAGCAGUGUGUAGCGUUACACAGCAGAGAGCAGGGUUUGCUGUCAUAAACUCUACGGGACCUCAGUGUUGGCUCGGUGGAGCUCACCUGUGCAAAGCCCUGUAACCACAUCAAAGAAAUCUCUCCACUCUAAGACUUCAAAUAUCUUCUUGUAUCAAUGCUUUCAGUGUGCCACAUGUGUAGAUGUACCACACAUUAUGUAGGCUCAGUACACAUGCUGGAUGCAGACGGACACACCACAGUGGAAGGCAUUGCAGACAUUCUUAGACGGACUCUGUAGGUUCAGUCUACAAAGAAUUACACAGUAGGCAGUGACAAAUCUCCCCACUUAUUUGUGUUUGUUUUACUAGAAUGAGGUCUCUUUUCACUCAUGCUUUGUUUGUCUUAAGUCUUGACUCAGAAAUAGGACUAUAUGGUAAUUAGGCAAUAGCUUAAAAUAUAAUUCAGAAUGUUUCUUAUAAGGAUUUGUAUAUUCUACCACAAGCUAUAAUUAGUAUUCACUGCAGAAAGAGUUGGUCACAUAUACUGUUGUUUUGGUUUUUACUAAUUAAACAUUAAAGCUAUAAUUCAACAACAGGAAAUACACAUUUGCCUUUGUGACAAGAGUUAUAUGAGAAUAAUACGAUUGUUUGUAUGGUAAACAAGAACAUCCAGGAGACAGUUAGUUUAGCUUCCUAGACCAGAAACAGGAAACAGCUGGCUCAUAACCAUUUGGUUUUUAUGGGGAUAUAACAAAUAUACACAUAAUGCGUUAAUUAGUGAGUGGCUUGCAGAUUUCUUAACCUUUGGACAAUGCCAGCUAACUGUUUCCUGUUUCAAGCCUAUGAUUCUAAGCUAACUGGCUAACUAGUCGUAGAUUCAAAUUUAACUUGCAGACACAAUUUCUCCGUAAGAAAAAGAAUAUGCACAGUAUUCAACUGUUCCUUUAAUUUGCAAUAUUUUAUUAGCUAGCAAAGAGAUAGGCUAUUUUUAUAGCAGAAGCUAGAAUUUUUUGUAUGUGUUAUCUAUAAAUAAUGAAAGUCCAGUAGAAAUGUCACAUUAAUGAGGCGCAUUAAUUCUAGAUGGUAAAUGAUAAAUAGACUGCACCUUUUCUACCUUGACGGACAAUGUACUUUACAUUGGUGGUGGAGCUGCCAUUCAAGGCGCUGGCCUGGCCACCGGAAGCAACUGGAGGUUCAGUGUCUUGCCCAAAGACACUUCGACAUGUGGACUGGAGAGACCGAACUGCUAACUCUGUGAUUCGUGGAUGACCCAUGGGUAGAGACCACAUAGAUGUAGUCUGUAAGAAUGUUAAGAUCCCUGUGACUGGGCAGGGUUGCUGUAAAGCUGCCCACUGCACUACCCAGAGAGACAGGCUUGUUUGAACAACACAUCUGAGGCUUGAGACCUCACUGAAUCAGACAGCUCCUUGAGAGCAGCUGCACAGCAGAGUGUGUGUGCACCCACAGCAAGGCAAUAAACCAGUCCUGGUGUAAGUGUGGGUUUUAAACUCGUUCACCCCUGCUGCACUAACCGCUGCAGAUGAUAUGCCAGAUGUGGUACCUCUGCCAUCUCCACAGCAGACACUGUAUAAUUCAACUAUCAAUUUUUUCACUUUUUUUUUGCCUACUUUCUGUGUCACUAACUGCUUUCUUAGUAAAUGUUGCAACAGGAACAUUUGUAUAUUUAAGGAUAUUUCUGACAGUUUUAAAUCAACAAUACUAGGUUAUAAUUGCACAAACCCUUGCUCUAACCAGCUGCUAAACUUGCAGGCCAGCUCUGUUUCGCCACUGUUAAUUUUAUCAUCCAGUUUCAGCUCACAGUGCACUACAAAUACAUUUCCCCUUAUGCAGUUACAGUGUAUAAGCAACAAUGUGACAAGUGAAAAGCACAAGAAAGAAAACACAGACAGUAGGAUAAGUAUGAACACUGAGCAACUGAAUUGAAUUUCAUUCGGAUUGUGUAUCAGAAAUGAUCAAGUGCUGUGAGAUCACUAGUCUGAAUUAGUGACAAGGCACCAGCACAAUUAGGAACAUAACACUAGUGCAGUAAAACAUAAAAAACUAAAUACUUAUUGUCUAAAUUUACAAUGCUCAGUAGUAGCUGCUGGCGUCGCUCAGCAUCCCUGCAGCGAGUAAACACCAGCUUCGCCUGGGUCCACUCAUGCCUGGCCACUGCAGCUGAAGGCUUAAAAAUUACAGCUUUGUUGACAAGAGAGCAACCACAUGACAUUCCUUGGAACAAUGAGUGCACAUGUCAAGAGAACACAAACAACAAAAACAGACGUUACGCUAUUUUGAGUUUAAUCUAAUCAUGCAAUCUUUAGGAAAGCUACCUUUUUGAGUGGCCUCUGUUUUUAAAGCCAUCAUCACAUAUUUAAUCAUUUCUAUUUUAGAGGGUGACUGGUGAUACUGCUUCCUGUGGAGGAAGUGGAAAGGAGUGGGUGGGGGGAUUGGAGGGAUGUAUGGUCUUCCGUCUGUAUGUUUCAUCUUCACCGUGUCCCCCUCCUCCUUAACAUCCUGCACCAGAGCACAGAGUUUGAGCAAAGUUGUCCAAAAAUUGUGAUGUCUUCAAAAAUGCAGAGCUCCAGUAGCAUAGCCCAGGCCAGACGGACAGUGCAGCAGCUUAGGAUAGAGGCCAGCAUCGAGAGGAUAAAGGUGUCCAAGGCGUCAUCAGACUUAAUGCGCUAUUGUGGAGAACACGCCAAGAAUGACCCACUGCUCAUGGGCAUCCCUGCGUCAGAAAACCCUUUCAAGGACAAAAAGCCUUGCACUGUUUUGUAGGAGAACAUCUGAACUCUUGUUGCUUUUCACUUUUAUUCUUUUAUGUGAGAAAGAUCUAAUAGUAAUACUGUUCACAACUUGCCUUAAGGCCAGUGUACCCCCUUACUUUUUCACAUGCCUGCUGCUGUUUGACAAGGAAUAUAUUCCUCUCAACCUUUUAGUCAGAGAGUGGUUACACCAAAGAAGCUGUGGUCAGAUCAAACCUUUAGCUCCGGCAAAGGUGAUUAAAAGUUUGUAAUAAGACUCAAUGGUGACUUUUGUUUCUCUGUGCUGUUAUCUGACAAGACCAAGAGUGCCCCAGACCUUGGCUUGGAAGGAGCUCUAUCACUGAGGGAGUGUUCCUGACUCCCUAAUUAUCACAGUGUGCAUAAGCAGAUUUAGGCUUUCAGCUUUUACCUCUUUCUUUCAUCAGCUUUGCUUCACAGAACAGUUGUUGUAGUUUGUUCUCAACUGAUAAAGAGCAUCUGAGAUAAUGUUAUCCUGUCUCUGGACAAGUAAACCAGGCUGUUCUGUUACAGGAGGACAAAUGGAAAGGGCUGAAGUUCACUGCUACUGCUCCUGUGUUAUAUGUUGUCAUCAUGUCACACUCUUAAAUAAUAAAUAUUUAGGUAUUAAAUGGUUCCCAUCUCUCUCUUAGCAUAGACAGUGCAACCAACGUGGUUCAAAUGUCCUACCACAAACUGUAUGACACAUGUUUUCAGAUCACUAAACACUCCACUCUGUAGAUGACUGUUUUGCAUGAGGUACUACUUACAGUAUGCUUUACAUGGGGAAACAAAUAUCCAGUCAUUGUUCCUGAAGAAAAACAUUUAAGACCAAUCUGUGCCAUCUAACCAGAUCUACCUAUUCAGUGUCACUCUUAGACUUCUGCUAUCUCACCACAAAAUGUUUGAUUUCUUUUGCCAGCAGAUUCUCUGUUUCUUUCUGCAGCACUGAGGCAUAUUAUUGAUUCAGGUACUUUGAAACCUGUAAACAGCAGAUGACUGUUAAAUUCUUGAGUUUGAAACAUUCUGUGUUUACAGCUGCAGUAAAACUUAUUAUGAGUAUCUUAUUCUGACCGUUUGCAUAUAGGUAUAACUUUGUUGGUGCUCAUGCAAAACAUAAGCAACUAAUUUUGCAAUUUUACCAGCCAGGGCCUUAAUAAUGAAGUAAUCCUGCUUCAGACUAUUAACUACCUUUUAGUCACGCCAAGUGCUGUUGUCUAUCUAAUACUGUGAAUACUGUAAUACUGUAGGUAUAUUUAGGCGAAGGAAGUAUCUGUGUACAACAUCAUAUUUGAAAAUGUUCAGUAGUAAUUGCAUUGAGGUUUCUAUCUUAUGUCUGUAACUAUUCAGUGCAGUUUGUAUGUCCAUGUAGCACAAUAAAUGCUUGCUUGUAGCUGUUUAAUGUGCAGUAUGUCACUGUUUCAGUCAAACCUCAGCUUUGAGUUUUAAUUUUUCAAUUUAAACUAUGUGUGUUAUUUUGGUUAAUGUAAUAUUUGAUUGCUUUUUAUUGGUGAAUAUGAAUUUGUGUUUUUAUUACAAAAUAAUUACAAUGUUUAGGUAGGUAGUGUAUGUCGUAUCUCUGUCUUUGCCUGUUUGUGAUAAA
Molecule: messenger RNA, 7412 nt
Organism: Monopterus albus (swamp eel)
Lineage: Eukaryota; Metazoa; Chordata; Actinopteri; Synbranchiformes; Synbranchidae
Gene: gng12b
Product: guanine nucleotide binding protein (G protein), gamma 12b
Exons: 3
Coding region: 5523-5825 (100 amino acids)
Biological process (GO): G protein-coupled receptor signaling pathway
Cellular component (GO): heterotrimeric G-protein complex
Molecular function (GO): G-protein beta-subunit binding
Source: RefSeq, a predicted model, not a curated record